This is a messenger RNA of Meloidogyne enterolobii, 411 nucleotides long. Lineage: Eukaryota; Metazoa; Nematoda; Chromadorea; Rhabditida; Meloidogynidae. The record is from the annotation of a GenBank genome assembly.
AUGGCUGAUCGAGAAAAUCAAAGACACAUUCCUCAACAAGAUAAUCGUACAAAUAAUUUUUGUGAAACAAUAAAAGAAGAUAUUACAGAAUUUGAUCAAUCAACAACAAUUAGUGAAGGAAUACUUUCUAUUGACAGAACACUUAUUUCUAACUCAACAGCUACAAAUGAUCAUUUACUUGCAAUUCCUGGAUAUUUUAAACAUUCUAAUAAUUACAUGUUUAGACUUUCAUCCCCUUUACCUAAAAUAUAUACUCCUCCCAAAUAUGAGAUACCCCCUCCAAGUUAUUCACCUCCAGAGCCUCCUACUUCUAAUAAUGAACAGGAAAUUAAUAUAAAUAAUUUACAAAGCAAUAAUGUGUCGAUAAGGUCUGAAUUCUUAAUUAAUAAAGAGCCCGCCCUUAGAGAUUGA